Messenger RNA from Drosophila miranda, 1046 nucleotides. RefSeq names its product protein tantalus-like. The record is from RefSeq and is a predicted model, not a curated record. Bases 90 to 620 code for a protein of 176 amino acids. The transcript is spliced from 3 exons. Lineage: Eukaryota; Metazoa; Arthropoda; Insecta; Diptera; Drosophilidae.
AGAGCCCUCAACCCAAAGAGGCUCGUUGCUCGUUUGAGAAGUCGAAAGGUUUACCCAGGAGACGGAAAAGCCGGAAAAAGAUACGAGAAAUGCCUGCAAAGGAAAAACUUGAAGGCAAAGCUAAAGCCGGGAGUAUACUGGGGGAUACAGGAUCUGUGGCAACCGCGACUAUGGUUCGGUGCCAAAUGCCGCCGCGCGCCUGCAAGAGCAAGAGCCAGAGCGCCGCCAGGCCCAGUCUUAGUCCCAGCCGCCUGGCCAAGAAGCCCAGCCUGACGCCGACCACCGGUUCUCAGGCGCCAUCGCAGACCAUCGCAAAGUCGAGGCCCACCGGUCUCGAGACGAUUUUUGAACGGCCCGGCAAUGAGGACGACGGGCCCACCAGCAGCCAUGCCGUGGCAUUCGGCGAGUGCCAACGCCGCGUCCUCGCCCUGGGUACGGGCGAAAAAAAAAGAAUCCUGUCGCAGAAGAGCUGCCUGAAGGUGCGCAACACCUUGGGCGAACGCAGCACCCGGCACAUGAUGACACUGCGGGCGUCCCGCACUACUUUGGACAGCGUAAUGCUCGGGGGCUCGGACGAUGAAGGCGAGUCGGUCGAGUCGCUCCCGCAGUCGCUCCCGUAGCUGCUCCCGAAGUCGUUCCCGCUGGAGGAAAUGCCGGUACAAAUCAGCCGGCACCAUUCGUGCUGCGCACCAGCAGGAGGCUCAAGAGUCUGCCUCCUCAAUUGUGAACCCCAAAGCGAGCGAUUGAUACGAUACACUCACGAGUACUCAUGCCCAAGCCCGAGUACUCUGUCCAGCAUCCACAUCGGGGAAUCAACAUAAAUGGGUGGCUCCGCGGACGGUGUUCCAGCAGUCGCGCUUGGGCGGUCCGAGUGAGCAGUAACGGAUCUUCUGCAGAAAUCAGUGCAUAGAUACAGUAUCUGAAGGAUCAAAGUGUUGAAAAUCAAUUAAAAGAUGGACGAGGCUUCUGGCACGACGACAACCGAUGGCAAGUCCCUGGAUGAGGCGCCGGUGGCCGCAGGACUGGAGCCCACACAGCCGAUCGGC